Molecule: messenger RNA, 1350 nt
Organism: Xiphias gladius (swordfish)
Lineage: Eukaryota; Metazoa; Chordata; Actinopteri; Istiophoriformes; Xiphiidae
Gene: slc35f6
Product: solute carrier family 35 member F6
Exons: 6
Coding region: 112-1248 (378 amino acids)
Biological process (GO): transmembrane transport
Cellular component (GO): intracellular membrane-bounded organelle; membrane
Molecular function (GO): transmembrane transporter activity
Source: RefSeq, a predicted model, not a curated record
CACGGAGAGAGCGAGUGGAAACAACAGCCUGGGUCUCUUCAAUAAAAACAAACAAGAAACAGCUCGGUGUUCGUCUGUGCCUGGUUUGUCUGUCCCGUCCACACGUCCGGCAUGGCUUGGACAAAAUACCAGCUGUUCCUUGCGGGACUUAUGCUCACAACUGGCUCUAUCAACACGUUAUCCGCAAAAUGGGCUGAUAUGUUCUCAGCGAAAGGUUGCCAUGAUGAACCUGAACAUGGAUUCUCUCACCCGUUUGUACAGGCAGUGGGUAUGUUUCUGGGUGAGUUCAGCUGUCUGGCAGUCUUCUACAUCUUGCUUUGCCAUGACAGACGUAGUCCAGAGCCCAAGAUGAACCCGGGCCAGAGCUUCAACCCCCUCCUCUUCUUCCCCCCUGCCAUGUGUGACAUGACGGCCACCUCCAUCAUGUAUAUUGCGCUCAACAUGACCAGCGCCUCCAGCUUCCAGAUGCUGCGUGGAGCAGUCAUCAUCUUCACUGGUCUGCUCUCGGUGGCUUUUCUGGGGCGUCGCCUGGCGGCCAGCCAGUGGCUCGGCAUCCUCAUCACCAUCCUGGGCCUGGUCAUAGUGGGCCUCGCCGACCUCUUAAGUGGCCACAAAGACGACACGCACAAACUCAGUGACAUCAUCACAGGAGACCUUCUGAUCAUCAUUGCUCAGAUCAUUGUUUCAGUGCAGAUGGUCCUGGAAGAAAAGUUUGUCUACAAACACGAUGUCCAUCCUCUUCGUGCUGUUGGUACUGAAGGUUUCUUUGGUUUCUUUGUCCUGUCGCUGCUGCUUAUCCCCAUGUAUUUCAUUCAUGUGGGUGACUUCAGCGGCAGCCCUCGACAGGUGCUGGAGGACACGCUGGACGCCUUCUGUCAGAUUGGACACAAGCCUCUCAUCCUGUUGGCUCUGCUGGGCAACACGGUCAGCAUCGCCUUCUUCAACUUCGCCGGGAUCAGCGUCACGAAAGAGAUCAGCGCCACCACCCGCAUGGUGCUGGACAGCCUUCGCACGCUGGUCAUCUGGGCGGUGAGCCUCGCGCUGGGCUGGGAGCAGUUUCAAGGCCUGCAGGUCGUGGGCUUCUUGGUCCUGCUGCUGGGCACAGCGCUCUACAACGGACUGCACCGCCCCCUGCUGGCCAGGAUACCGUGCUGCGCCGGGAUGGUGAACGCAGAGGAAGAGAGCAGCACAGGAGAAACGGAGAGACUGCUGAGCAGCGGCAGGGUGCAGGCCGGUGACGAGAGCUAAAACGCACACAGCACAGACGGCAUCCCAGUCUACCGGACUGUCUGUCAAAGACACUGCACGUUUCGUGAAUGCUGUCAGUCGUAGUCUCUUUUUAAAUUGUUU